Molecule: messenger RNA, 2031 nt
Organism: Paramormyrops kingsleyae
Lineage: Eukaryota; Metazoa; Chordata; Actinopteri; Osteoglossiformes; Mormyridae
Product: free fatty acid receptor 2
Biological process (GO): cellular response to fatty acid; G protein-coupled receptor signaling pathway
Cellular component (GO): plasma membrane
Molecular function (GO): G protein-coupled receptor activity
Source: RefSeq, a predicted model, not a curated record
GUCACAUGUCUGCUGCACCAUAAAACAGCGAGCAGUGCCGAGGUCUCAGAGCACUGUCAGCGUCGCCGUGGAGGAAGGCCAGAGAGAGGCAGCCUGCUGUAGAGGUUAUCGUCCACCUUCCGCUCCAAGAUGACAGAAUACUGGAGUCAUGAGUUUUCACUGGCAGUCUACAUCAUCACCUUUGUGACGGGCCUGCCCGCCAACGUCUUGGCCUUCUACACCUUCACUCUGAAGGUGAAACAGAAGCCCACACCCAUCGACAUCCUCCUCCUUAACCUGACGGUGUCCGACCUCAUCUUCCUCAUCUUCCUGCCAUGCAAAAUGAUAGAGGCGGCAGAUGGCAUGCAUUGGAACAUGCCCUACUUCCUGUGUCCGCUCUCUGGUUUUAUCUUCUACACCACCAUUUAUAAUAGCACCUUCUUCCUCACGGCCAUCAGCGUGGAGCGCUACCUGGGCGUGGCGUUUCCCAUAAAGUACAAGCUGAACCGCCGGCCGCUCUACGCCGUCAUAGCCAGCGUCUUCUUCUGGGUGGUGUCCAUGUCGCACAUCAGCAUCGUCUACAUCAUGCAUUACACCGGCGCAAACAGCUCCAUCCCCAAGAAUGUCUGCUACGAGGACUUCUCGAAGGAGCAGCUCAAGAUCCUCCUGCCCGUGCGUCUGGAGCUCUUCCUGGUUCUCUUCUGCAUCCCCUUCCUCAUCUGCAGCUUCUGCUACAUCAAGUUCAUCUAUAUUCUGUCCAGACUGCCUCACAUCAGCCCGCACAGAAGACAACGCGCCAUUGGGCUUGCGUUGGGAACACUGCUGGUCUUCAUCAUGUGCUUUGGCCCCUAUAACUUGACUCACGUGGUGGGCUUUGUUACCGGGGGGAGUCCCAAGUGGCGCGCACAGGCUGUGCUCUUCAGCACCUUCAACGCCUGCCUGGACCCCAUCAUCUUCUACUGCUCCUCCUCCACAGUCAGGAAGAUGUUGAACCGCAUCCUGAAGGAUCUGGUGGAAAGGCUGCACAUGAGGUGCUGCCAGUGUCCACAGUGGAGCUGCGUUGGGACGGAGGAGAGCACCACCCAGAGCUCCAACGACACCACCUGAACGGCUGGCAGCGUGCUUUGGGGUCCCAUCCACAUGGACUGGUUCUCUAGGCUGGCCCCUACGUUUCACGUCAUGGACUUUUUAAUGCUAAACACCAGUAGUGAUGUGCAGAAAAACAUGCGGCGCCAUUCACCUUGUCACACCUAGUUGCUGUUGAUCAUUUCUGGCUUCAUUAGUUCGUUGAUUAGUUCAUUCAUUGUUUUGCUUUAUUUGGUCGGUUUAUCCUGGACAGUGCUUUGCAUGUUACUUUAUAUGCACGUCAUAUAUGUAUAUAUUUACAUGAAGUUUCAAAUAUGUUUAUAUAUUAUAAACAUAUAAUAUAUAUUAUGUUUAUAUGUGGAGUGGCAUUUUUGUCUAUUUAUGUCGAUAGAAUAUUGUCUUUUGUCUGGCAUUAGUAAGAUAUAGUAAAGAACAAGACUUUUAAUAUGUCUAUUUGUUAUAUAACCUUCUGCUAUAAGAAUGUACACAGGGAUAUGUCACUUUGUCCUUUGUGAUAGCAAUGGAGAUUUUUUUAAAAACUUUUCACAUGUGUUUUAGAGUAUGUAUGUAGAUGAGAAAAGCCAUCUCCCAUGGCCUCAGCUCAGAAAAUUCACGGAAAUAUAUCUGAAGGAAUCAUGCCGGUGAAUGAUUCACUAAGUUAACAGAGAAUUUUGGCAAAUAAAACUGGUAAUAAUUGAAAUGGUAUCAUGUGGGAGUGAAGGAAGCUUUUGAGUAGCUGGUGUUUGUUUCAGGCAUGUGGCUCAUGUCGUAAUGCGCUGGUGUAACACUUUCGUAACGUGCAUCAGCCCGGUGGCUGAGAAGAUCAGAAGGCCCAUUAUUCCAGAGCGAGUCUGAUGGAGGCUUUCUGAAUUAUACAUAAUGCUGAUCAAGUGCUGUAAAUCUCGGGAAAUGGGAAUAAAAUGUGGGACAGUCAUCCUCAGUAUAAUAAAAAGAUGAUGCCUGAAA